UUUUAAUUUUCGGGUGACCCUGAAAACGAAAAAUCCUCGUUCCUUAAAAUCCGAAGUUGUAAAAAGGCGGGAACAAAGUCGUAGUUCCCUCCAGACUUCUCUCACUUUCUUAAAAUCCCCUUAUUACUCCAGAACAAGAAAAUCAAAAUCUCUCCAAAUCACCCCCAAACCCAAAACCCCUUUAUAAUUCUCAAAACCCUAGUUCUUCAAAAGCUUAAAAAACAAAAAAAUAAAAAAUAAAAAAUUCCAUUCGAAUUCUAAAUGGAUAAUUCAGCACAGAUCGAACAGCCCGAGCCGGAGCUCAGUCCCAGUGAACUCCGGCCGCCGGAACAGAAAGGUAUUCGCCGGAGAUGGGUGCAGUCGACGCUUUUCCCGCAUAAACCACCGUUAGACCGCGAAGAGAAGAAGGUCCAUAAGGAGGGAGAUGAGAGAGAUUGCGAUCGGGACGAGAAUGGUGAAAACGAAGAAUGCUGUGGGAGUCAGAGCAAGAGUAAAAGGAAGGCCAAAGGAAAAGCAAUGCCUUUAGAAAGAGCUCCUAAGAAGAUACGACAAAGGCGAUCUGGUAAAACUACUCCAACUACCCCAAAGAAAACAACUCCGAAGAAGAAAAUUAGUGCAAAGAAAACCACUCCGAAGAAAAAAUUGAUAUACAUGGAUAGUGAAGUUGCAGCUCCUGUAGAAGUGCCCACUUUGGGGUUAGAGGCAAAACUGAACAGUCAGGAAAAUUCACAGAAGUUUGCAGGAUGGCAAAUGUUUUCCUAUUUAUCAUCUUGCAAAUCAGGCAAUAAAAAUGAAGGUAGUAGAUUCUCAGGUGGUAGAAAGGGUAAAAACAUUACCUGUGGCCCAAUUCAUGUAUAUGAAAGGAUUCAGGAAGAUGAUGUGUCUCCUGAUUGGGGAACCUGGAACUUUCGUGAGGAAGGAUUUGAGAAACGCAUCCAAGGUCCAGAAAGCAUGUGCACAUCAAUUUUUGAGGGCUCUGUCCAAUGCUUAAGUUUUGAUAAACUUCCCUUUGUUUCAUAUCCCUCUACCUUAUCAAAUUUUCAGAAUGAGACUUCUUCAGAACAGUGUUCUGUCCAAGAAGAAUCUCAAUCUGCAACAAUACCGAUCGAUUCAGAUGUGUCAGAUGAUGAGCAAUUGAUCUGCUGUCAACCUUUGAAGGAAGCAGAUGAGUCCAAGGUGAAUAAAGUUGAUUCCUUCUAUGGGCAUACUGGUUGCAAAAGAAAGUCAGACAUUGAGCAGCAAAGUAGAUUUCUUGAUGAAAGGAUGAAGUUGUACUAUUUUGUUUGUGGUAAUCAGCCUGGGAAUAGACUAUGGACUGCUAAGUACCAGCCAACGAAGGCUGUUGAGGUAUGUGGUAAUGAUGAAUCUGUGAAGUUUUUGAAUGAGUGGCUACGACUUUGGCGUGUAAGAGGUUUUCGAAUCAGAAAGGAUCAUACUGCUCCUCAUUCAGAUGAGAUGCAAGAUAAGGAUUAUAGCUGUUCUGAAAAUGACUCCGAUUCAGAGGGCAAAAAUGAAGCGGUUAGCAUGAAGAAUGUCCUCUUAAUUACUGGUCCAGCCGGGAGUGGAAAAUCCGCCGCUAUUUAUGCUUGUGCACGAGAGCAAGGAUAUAAGGUUAAAGAGGUCAAUACAUCAAACUGGCGAAGUGCAGCUGCUUUGAAGAGUGAAAUCAAUGAGGAUUCAGGAUUAUAUCAAUAUGAAAGGCUACCAUCUAAUCCUUCGAGUUCACAGAACAAGCAUGUUGCAAAAUUCCCCUCAGCUUUCACUAAUGGUUCGACUCCCCAGGAGUUGGAUGAGGAGAUGGUUGAACUGAUAACUUCGAUAGAUGAAAAUCUUCAUAAUAUGAUUGGAGCAUCUGAAAAUUCUGGUCAUAAGGAGGGUAGAAAUUCCUGUUGUCAGCGGGAAGUUAAAAAUUUAAUUCUGUUAGAGGAUGUGGAUGUCACUUUUGUUGAAGAUCAUGGUUUUAUUGCUGCAGUAAAGAAGAUUGCUGAGAAAGCAAAACAGCCCAUUAUAUUGACAAGCAAUUGUCCCAAACCUCUCCUGCCUGAUAACUUAGACAGAGUACAGGUGUCUUUUUCACUGCCAUCAUCAGAGGAGCUGCUUUGCCAUGUAUAUAUGGUUUGUGCUACUGAGAGAAUAAAGAUUCAACCUCAUUUGUUAGAGCAAUUAAUUGGAUGUUGUCAGGGUGAUAUUCGGAAAAUUCUUAUGCAGCUUCAGUUCUGGUGUCAGGGUAGAAGAUCUAGGAAAGCAAGGAAAAUUGAAAAGACAUAUGGCUUGCUGCUCUUUGAUCUUGAAGCUAGUCACCAGAUACUGCCGAAAUUGAUACCCUGGGAUUCACCUUCUAGAUUAUCGGAGCUAGUUGCGAAGGAGAUCACUGAAUCAUUAUCCAGGAAAGAAAACACCUUAACGGAGGUAGUUCGGGAACGAUACCCUGACAAUAAGGAAUUAAAACACAGUUUGGUUAUACAUAAUAAUGAGGCAGAGAGUAUAGAAGCCAAGAAGGUAGCAAUGUUGAGCAGGAAUGGUUCUGUUCAUGACCAUGAUGACUUCGCAGCUCAAUUUGAUAUGCCUAGUGACUUUUGCGAUAAUUCAGACACUCCAUUUUCAUGCAAGCGGAAUGUGCGAAGAAAGUAUGAUGUAGUACUAUCUUCUGGCUCUGAAGAUGAGUUUUUCAUAAAUAAAAAUUUUAAAGUUUCAGACAAACACACUAAUAAUGAAGCACUUUUUGAAGUGAAGCUACCUUGUUUUGAAGAAGCUAAUAUUGACGGAAAGAAUUAUGAACUUUCAGAAACUGCAGAUUUACUUUUAACUGACACAAACAGAUCAGCCAAUAUAUCCUGUGUGCCAGAAUCAUCAUUUGUUCCUGAGACAGAAAUUAAUGAUGGCAUUGAGCUACAAUCAGGAACAGUAUCAUCUGGCCAUGUUGAUAUGAAAGUUGAUGGAGUUUCUGUGAGUGACUGGUUACCAGUUGAAACUAUCAGCUAUGUUAUAUCUGAACCAGGAAUGGAUGAAAAUUCAGAUACAUUGGCGAGUACUCCUCAUGAAGUUGGACAACUUUGUCAUCAAGAGAAGGUGGAAGAUUCUCAAAAUGACCUUGUUGAGGUUGUUGCAAGUGAGUAUCAGGUGAUGGAUGAGUUCAGUCGCAUGGGUUCUAAUUCAAGGUUCAAAGUUAUGAAGCCAAUAUCCUUGGUGGCAACUGAUUUAGUACAAAAAUCAUGGAACAAGCUCCGUAGCUGUCACACAGAUCUACGACGGUAUGCAGAAUCAGAACUGCAACAUGCCUCCCAACUUGUCCAGUUAACUUGGAGUAUGACUGAUCUAAUCUCAGACACAGACUUGUUGCUCUCUAAUUGCCAGCUAUUAACGACUGAUUCUUUAGAAACAUCAGUGAUCCUGCCUGAGUCAGAUGCAUAUAGGUUGUAUGAUGAGCGAUUGUUGUUGGCAUCAACAAUUGCACAACAUGGAUUUUGCUUCUACAUAAAAGACAUUUUUGCUGUGGGAUCAAUCAUGGGUUAUGAAAGCACGGUGAAUUUAGCCUCAGAAAUGAUGGGUUCUACAACUGAUAUGAUGGCAUGGGGUAAAGUAGUUGGAGAGCAUCCAAGAAGUCGAAGUUCAUGCAAUGGAAGAAAUUCAGAGUCUAGCCUGCCAAAAAGUGAUAUUUCAUUGAAAAGUAAAGCCAAAUCAUGCCUUUUUGAUAUUAUUCAGUCCACUGUUCCUUCAAAAUCAUACAUGACACUGAAAGGUGUUGCAUUUAAUGAAUAUCUUUCUUCCCUGCGCAACAUUUCAAGAUCUGAGGCUUCUCGUUUAUCAGAAAACAUCGACAAUACAAGGAGGAAGCGUGUUGCUCGACACUACUUGAGUACUGGUAAACUGAUGUUGUCCCCUGAAGAUAUAUCGAUGCUGGGGCAAUUUAACUUAUAUGAGAAGCAUCAUUCUCAGCAAACAGAUGCUGUUUCAACUCAACUUUAAAUUUAGGAAAACUAACAGAGUGGAUGCCCUCACCUCUUCAUCCAACAAUUAGUGUGAUUGGCUCAGGACAGCUACUCCAUAACUUGGGGGAAAAGAAGAGGGGAAAAUAAAAUAAAAUGAAAUGCUCAAUUGGAGCAGGUUCAAUAAUAAGACGUUUUUAACUUUGGAUGGAAGCAUUUACUGGGUUACUCUAUGUCAAUGACCAGAAAAAGGUUCUCAACUAAUUUAACUUUUUGAAAUAGGAAGUUAGGAUGUAAUUAGUUACCCAAAUCCCUCAUUGUAUUGUUUAUAUGAAAUUCAUUCUUCAUUUUUUA
This is a messenger RNA of Ziziphus jujuba (common jujube), 4280 nucleotides long. RefSeq lists its product as uncharacterized. Gene Ontology annotation, molecular function: chromatin binding. The coding region runs from base 262 to 3966 and encodes 1234 amino acids. The transcript is spliced from 16 exons. Gene Ontology annotation, biological process: DNA damage checkpoint signaling; mitotic DNA replication checkpoint signaling; DNA repair. The record is from RefSeq and is a predicted model, not a curated record. Lineage: Eukaryota; Viridiplantae; Streptophyta; Magnoliopsida; Rosales; Rhamnaceae.